UUCAGCUGAUUCUUCUAUUCGCAGCUCUGUUGGUGCUCCGUGAGAAUAAUGGGAGUUCGGAGUCUUUUUGGUAGAAAACUAAAUGCGUAACUUUUCCAGUCACUGCUGAAAUAGGUAUGACAUUCAGCAUGUCUUUCCCAUUGCUUCGUCUGUGGCGGUUUAGAGUCUGUCAACGCGCAAGGUCAAAGGGAACUCGACGUCUUGUCUCGGUAGAAGAUACACAGCAGAAGACUUUUUCCUCCUCUGCCGCAAGGAUCACAAGCAUCCUGCACCCUAAACAAGACUGCUUGGGGAGCUCAGCUGGAUUUGCACACCUUGGGACCUUGGGUAAUGGGAGAGGCUUCUGUGUAUGGAGUUCAGCUCGAGGAUUCUUUGGGAAAGGUGGAGGGAGCAGCACACCGCAGCAGAGCCUCCAAGGCAUUGCCCGGGGUAUCAAAGAGGGGGAGUAUAAGAAGGUCGUGGUGAUGGUGGGUGCGGGAAUCAGUACUCCCAGCGGCAUCCCGGACUUCAGGUCUCCUGGGAGUGGUCUCUAUGACAAUCUGCAGCAGUACAAACUGCCAUACGCUGAAGCCAUCUUCGAGAUCAAUUACUUUCAUUACAACCCCCAGCCAUUCUUUGCUUUGGCAAAGGAGCUGUACCCGGGAAACUACCAGCCUAACCUGACGCACUACUUCAUCCGACUCCUGUAUGACAAGGGCCAGCUUCUGAGGCUUUACACACAGAACAUCGAUGGCCUGGAACGGAGAGCGGGCAUUCCUCCAAGCAAACUGGUGGAAGCCCAUGGAACAUUUGCUACUGCCACCUGUACUGUCUGUCGCAAGGAGUACCCAGGAGAGGAUCUGCGUGCUGACAUCAUGGCGAGUGCCAUUCCCAAGUGCUCUACCUGUAAGGGUAUCAUCAAGCCAGACAUUGUGUUUUUCGGUGAAGAACUCCCCCAGCAGUUCCUCAUGUACUUGACUGACUUCCCAAUGGCGGAUUUGCUCAUCAUCAUGGGCACGUCUCUGGAGGUGGAGCCUUUUGCCAGCCUGGCUGGUGCGGUACGCGGCUCCGUGCCCCGUCUGCUGUUCAACCGGGACGCCGUGGGGCCCUUCGCCCACAGCUCCCUGCGGCACAAUGAUGUUGCUGAGCUUGGCGAUGUGGUGAGUGGGGUGCAGAAGCUGGUCGACGCUAUGGGCUGGACAAAAGAGCUGCAGGCACUCAUGGCAACCGAAGCCCAGAAGAUGGCAAGGGAUAGAGAACAGUGAGGAGAGCUGGAUGGGCCCUUAGAGAGGUGCACAUAGGUGACAGAUAGCCUCAAACCCUUGGGACAACCAGACACCCUCUAUGCCCUCCCUGCAUGGCUGUAUGGAAAGCACCUCUCUGAAUAUCACAAUCAUUUGCCUUUUUAAGGCAGUGAUGAAGGGCAGAGUUUGGGGCAGCAGGUAGAGUAGUGGUUAAGGACAUACAACCUGAGGGCUGCGGGUUCAAAAGGACCUACUGUAGUAACUGUAAGGUACUUACCCUCAGUUGUUCGAGUAAAAAUAGAAAGCUGUAUAAAUUGGUCAGGUACUUAAUUCUCUGUAGAUAAAAGCUUGAUUGAGACCUGCCAUCGUCCCUUUAUUUAAACUACAGACAUUGUGGAAGGAUCAGGAGUGUGAAACAGCACUGCACGUCACAGUCUGUGAUUUAAUUGGAGUCAAUUUUGAUAUUCUCGGAAAACAACUACAAAAUUAAAAAUGCAAGGGAGAAAAUAGGAAUAGGAGUCAAGGAUUUUUAUUUUUUAAUGAAUCUCAAAUUAAAUAAAGCUUGUAUUAAACUGUAUUAAAUUCUGUCUCAUGUUCAUUUACUGUAAUUACGGAUCCUUUAAGCACGGUGGACGUUCGUGCCUAGAAAUAUUAAAAUCUUACAUAUCGUAACCACCCGGUGGGUCCAUAGUUGGGAAUUCCCAAAAACAGUAAUAUACAAAAAAAAAUAAAAUUCCUUAAUUUGAGGUCAUUCACAUUUGUCUGUAGAUGUUUCACUGCAUGGAAGGGUAUCAAAUUGGCUUUUCCAUAACAUUUCAAGCAACAUAAAAGAGAACCCAUAAACUUUAUACAUAAGAAGGAAAUCUGUCUGUAAAUGUUUUUUUUUUUUCUCCCCACUCUUGGACCUAGAUUUACUUUGAGCUGCAAAUACCUGAAGCAGAAGGGAAAGCUAAACGAAGCAGUAAAUUUAUGAGCCAAGCACAGCUCUCUGGGAGUCGCUUUACAUUUACAAAUGCUGUACGAAAGUGCUCUGGUGGAGUAAAGGUCGGUCCUGACCAAUAGGAGCAUGGCGUUUGGCAGACUAAACACACUCCAAAAAGUAGAAGGGAAGUGUGUGGCAGGGGUUAUUAGGAGUAUUUACUCAUUUCUACCAUAACUUUACUCUCAUCAGUGCUUUUCUUUGCCUAUGACAUCUGAAGAGGGGGCAUAGAGGGAUUGAGAAUAAUUUCAGCACAGAAACAGUUAUAAGAUUACUGAGUUUACAUCUUCAUUACAGAUAUUAAUUUUGCAGAGCGGCUUUGACGCCGCCCAGUGGACAUGGUGGUGUUGGUGGAACAAAUCGAUAGUCUUUUUAGCAACUGUUUCUUGCAUUUCCCACAGCUGUACGUAUA
Molecule: messenger RNA, 2614 nt
Organism: Scleropages formosus (Asian bonytongue)
Lineage: Eukaryota; Metazoa; Chordata; Actinopteri; Osteoglossiformes; Osteoglossidae
Gene: sirt3
Product: sirtuin 3
Exons: 8
Coding region: 117-1244 (375 amino acids)
Cellular component (GO): nucleus
Molecular function (GO): NAD+ binding; histone deacetylase activity, NAD-dependent
Source: RefSeq, a predicted model, not a curated record